AUGCUUGGCUUAGUCCCAACCACCACAUACCUCAUCCCCGCCACCACCAUCCUCCGCUCCUCUUCCGCUUCCAAAUUACCAUAUUUACCCUCCGCCGCCACAUCCCGCACCCGCCGCCGUCAGCUCGCCGAAUGCCGCGUGUCCACCACCUCCUCCUCCUCUUCGCCUCUCUCUUUAAACCCUAAACCCUCGUCUUCUAACCAGUUCCUCCUAAACCUUGCCAAAACCAUCGCCGGCGCCACCACCGUCACCCUCAGCUUAAACCUAAGCUACUUCCCCUCAUUCUCCGGCGGAGGAAGAAGUUCCGGUGGCCGAGGCGGAGGCGGGGGAGGUCAUGGUUCCGGCGGCGGCGGAGGAUUUUGGAGGAGGCUUUUCUGGCUGCAUGCGGCGAAAGCCAACGAGCGGAAGGACGAGUCGUACGACUCUCACGGCUUGCCGGCCAACAUUUUCGUCCAGCUCAGCCGCCUCAGCGGCUUCAAGAAGUACAAGCUCUCGGAGGUUCUGUUCUUCGACCGGAGGAAGCGCAGCACCAUCUCCGCCGACGACCCCUUCUCCGCCAAUCUCUCCCUCCGGCCAGGCGGCUUCUACACCAAGGCGGAGCUCCAGAGCGAGCUGGAAUCCCUGACCAGUUCGGGAAUGUUCGACAAGGUCGACUUGGAAGCCAAGACCAAUCCGGACGGCACCCUCGGGGUCACCGUCUCCUUCACCGAGAGCACGUGGAUGGCGGCGGACCGGUUCCGCCCCAUCAACGUGGGGCUGAUGGCCCAGGCCAUGCCAAUGGAGAUGGACCCGGACAUGACUGAGAAGGAGAAGCUGCAGUACUUCAGGGACCUAGAGAGAGAAUACAAGAGGAAAAUAGACAGGGCCCGGCCGUGUUUGCUGCCGGCUUCGGUGCAGAGGGAGGUGGUGGAGAUGUUGAGAGAGAAUGGGAAAGUUAGUUCUAGAUUGUUGCAGAAGAUUUCUACCCGGGUUCUCAAGUGGUACCAAGAUGAGGGGUAUAUAGCAGCUAAUGUACUUAACUUUGGGAAUUUGAAUUCAAAGGAGGUUGUGUUGGAGAUUGUGGAAGGUGAUAUUACUCAGCUGGUUGUUCAGUUCAAGGAUAAGCUUGGCAAUGUUGUUGAAGGGAAGACUCAGGACCUUGUGAUCAAGAGAGAAAUUCCCAAACAGCUUCGACCAGGUAAUGUGUUUAACGUGGAAGCAGGAAAGCAAGCUCUGACGAACUUAAGCUCUCUGGGAUUGUUUUAUGACAUGGAAGUGUUACCUGUACCGGAUGAGAAGAAUGUAGGAGGGGUAGUUGUUGAAAUAAAUCUUAAAGAACAGGAACACAAGACAGCUGAUGUAACCACAGAAUGGAACAUUAUUCGUGGACAUGCAGGCUACCCCACUUUGACUUCAGUGAUACCUGGUGGAACUGUUACAUAUCAACAUCGGAAUAUCAACGGGUUAAAUAGGUCUCUUGUUGGUUCAUUAAGCACUAGCAACCUCUUCAACCCCCAGCUUCAGGAUGAUCUUGAUUUUAAGAUCGAGUAUGUGCAUCCAUAUCUAGAUGGUGUGGACAAUCCAAAUGAUCGUACUCUCCGCAUCAGCUGCUUUAACGGUCGAAAAUUGAGUCCAGUCUUCACAGCUGGGCCGGGAGAGGACGAAGUUCCCCCUGUAUUGGUUGAUCGAGCUGGCAUGAAGGCUAAUAUAACAGAGAAUUUGAGCCGUCAGAGCAAAUUCACUUAUGGACUUGUGAUGGAAAAGAUAACUACACGCGACGAACAAAACUAUAUAUGUUCAUAUGGCCGAAGAGUGUUGCCCAGUGGAGCUGUCAGUGAAGAUGGACCUCCAACAACUCUCAGCGGCACUGGCAUUGACCAUGUGGCAUUUUUACAGUCAAAUAUCACACGGGAUAACACCAAGUUUGUGAAUGGAACCUUAGUUGGUGAGAGGAAUGUGUUUCAGGUUGAGCAAGGCCUUGGCAUUGGCAGCAACUUUCCAUUCUUCAACCGCCACCAGUUAUCAUUAACAAGAUUUAUCCAGCUCAAGCGAGUGGAGGAAGGUGCCGGCAAAUCACCGCCGCCAGUACUUGUACUUCAUGGUCACUAUGGUGGCUGUGUGGGAGACCUUCCAAGUUAUGAGGCAUUUACACUCGGGGGUCCAUAUUCUGUAAGAGGUUACAACAUGGGUGAGAUAGGCGCCGCUAGACAAAUUCUUGAGGUUGCAGCUGAGCUACGUAUACCAAUCAAAGGUAAAAAUGUAUAUGCAUUCGUAGAACAUGGCAAUGAUCUUGGUAGUUCGAAGGAUCUCAAAGGUAACCCAACAGAGGUAUACAGGCGAGCGGGUCAUGGUUCAUCCUACGGUGUUGGUGUCAAGUUAGGUCAAGUAAGAGUGGAAUAUGUUGUGGAUCACAACUCCGGCACAGGCUCAACAUUCUUCCGAUUCGGUGACCGUUUUUGA
This is a messenger RNA of Argentina anserina (silverweed cinquefoil), 2439 nucleotides long. RefSeq names its product protein TOC75-3, chloroplastic-like. The transcript has 7 exons. Gene Ontology annotation, biological process: protein import into chloroplast stroma; chloroplast organization. Gene Ontology annotation, cellular component: chloroplast outer membrane. The record is from RefSeq and is a predicted model, not a curated record. Lineage: Eukaryota; Viridiplantae; Streptophyta; Magnoliopsida; Rosales; Rosaceae. The coding region runs from base 1 to 2439 and encodes 812 amino acids.